AUGGCAACGAGAUACUCAACACUGAGUUAUUGCUGGGGAAAAGACCAAGGGCACAAACUGACAGUCUCAUCAUUUGAAAUACUCGAAACAGGGCUUGCUAUCUCGGAGUUACCAAGAACGUUACAAGACGCCAUUUUAUCGAGUUGGAAUCUUGACGUAAAAUUCAUCUGGAUAGACUGCCUCUACAUCUUCCAGGACGAUGAGAAAGACUUGGCUCGCGAAAUCGCAGAUCUGCCUGCUAUUUUCGGCAAUGCCUAUAUCACCAUUUGCGCGAGCCGAGCAGGGGAUAGCCGGGAAGGCUUUCUCGAUCCUAUAUCUCGCCCACCUGUAGACAGCCUUGUGUUCAGUCUUCUUUAUAUCUGUCUAGAUGGUAGGUUGUGCUCAGUUGUGUGCUAUCCUCGUAGUGGGAAUCCAGUCCACUCACGUGCUUGGACUUUCCAAGAGUAUAUGCUAUCAACACGGAUCUUAGAAUAUACAUCAUCAGGACUUGUAUGGAUGUGUCGAGAAACAGGACAGCAUCAAGAAGAGGAGGAAACGUCUUAG
Molecule: messenger RNA, 543 nt
Organism: Bipolaris zeicola 26-R-13
Lineage: Eukaryota; Fungi; Ascomycota; Dothideomycetes; Pleosporales; Pleosporaceae
Exons: 1
Coding region: 1-543 (180 amino acids)
Source: RefSeq, a predicted model, not a curated record